This is a messenger RNA of Pollicipes pollicipes, 4113 nucleotides long. RefSeq lists its product as uncharacterized. The record is from RefSeq and is a predicted model, not a curated record. NCBI's taxonomy places the organism in Eukaryota, Metazoa, Arthropoda, Thecostraca, Pollicipedomorpha, Pollicipedidae.
GACAGUCGCGCGAGGAGGUGAUCGUGCUGAAUGAACGCCUCAGGAAGGUCAGCGGUCUCCUCGACUCGUCUUUCUGUCUGGCCAAGGAGGCCCUCCUCGGCCUGCACAACAAAUACGACGGCGCCCAGGAGGGAGGCAACGUCUUCACCCGCUACAAGCAGAUGAAGCUCAUGAUUAAGGAGGUGAUCCGCCUGGAGACCCAGUACUGGGCGCUGGUGGAAGUGCCCCGACAGGAGAAGACGGAGCCGUUGCCAGCGUACGUCCUGCGCGCCUGCUCCAUGCUGGAGCGGACCAAGGCGCCGCGAGAUGGUGCUGGCGAGGAGACGGACGAGGAGCAGUUGGAGCUCAUCGAUCGGCUGGACGGUCUGACGAUUACCCAGAUCCACCAGGAGAACCAGAAGCUCACCACCGACCUCUACAGGCAGCUGAAGAAGUACUCUGCGUUGCGAGCACUCAUCAAAGGCCUGUCUGACGCGUAUGCCGCCUCCAAGAUCUACCCAGCAAUCCCCCGCUACAUGCUUCUGACCACCAUGAUCAGGGACGUGCUGCACAGCCCUGAGUACAUGGAACUGUACCGCCUGGUGCCGCCUGCCAGCCCCUCUCCGCAAGCGGCCAGCUAGUGUACAGAGACCGCGUAGAACGCAGGAGGCGCAACCUGACGCCCAACAGUGAGGCGUUGACUGUAGCAGGCUUGUCGGCCAGGCAGCUAGGACUGCAGCGUGAUGGAAGAGACGCUGACAGGUGCCGAGAUGGAGAAUGCACGGCUGGAGAAGCAGAAACUGCACUGUUUCGAUGCGUUAUGGAAGGAACUGCAACACACUAGAGGUGGACGACGAAGGUGCAAGACCGCGCUAGCGCGCAGGGUGCAAGAACUGCAUGGGCCGAAUUCGAAACUGCUGAUGUUUGGUGAUAGCAGAGCAGAGACCGGACAGCGCUUGGACGCAAGACCAUAUGGACUGUGCGGAGCGAGACAAUGCCAAAACAGGUACCGCGCCCGGCUAGUCUAGCAGUACAGGGAGAAGGAGCUGACAUAGGGACCACCAAUACACGGCACCAGAUACCGGUUAGAGGUCACGCGGACGAAGGCUCACUUGCUGCGCGUGGGGACAAUAAAACAGGGCUUGUGCUUGGCAAGGCACAGUGGCGGCAGGAGAUUAAAGAACACCAUGACGAAGCAUGGACUUGUCGAACAGGUACUCAUGGAGCUUAGUGUCUCUUUUUUGAGCGUUUACCUCGCCCCUAUGCGAUAGAAAACUGGAUGUAGGAAGCUCGCAGAUAUAUAGUUAAAAGCCAAAACGCCAUGUGUUUCCGGAAAUGUGGCCUGAGGACCACUAACUCCGCCCAUGACAAGCACUAGAUCGGGGCUGUAUCAGCUUCAAAAUUAGAAUAGACCAGUAACCAUCCGAUAGCUUUCAGUGCAGGCUUAAAAGGCUGCUCACAUUUUAUGGGGAUAAACUUGAUACGAUUUCUUCACAGUUUGCUCACGAUUUGUUCGUUCCCUUUCAUUCCUUGGCCUCGCGCUGUCGUAAACGUCGGACGAAAUUCGGCGCGACCUUGGAUCUUUGUUGGACAUGCAAGGAUUCAGAUGAAAGCCGCUCUUGUUAGUCUCCCUCGAGGCGUCCAGGUUUAGGCUCAGCCCCAAGAGUCCUGUCUUGCCCUGACACGAUCCUGAGCGAGAUGACCAGAUGGCAGGCACCCAUGUGAAGCUCGACUGCGCGCUGGGCACAAAAGUUCGUGUCGAACACGUUUCCAGGUGCUAUAGCGGCAACACGUGUCCAGACUUCGUGGCAUGUGUGUGCGUGGCCUCCUUCAGAGGCAUGCUGCGGGAUCGUUGCGCAUAAAAGGUUUACAACAACCAAUGUGGCAAGGCUUCCUGAUGAGGUGCGCAUUGUGCGUGAACUGAGAGCUCCCUUACGUUGAAGGCGUUGCGGUGACCCUAAGCAACAGAAGAGCAUUGCGUGUGAUAUGCGGCGAUGUGGCUGACGCCAGCCCUGUGGCACCUGUCAGAGUGGCAAGCCUUGGAGAGAAAGGGAUCGAAAUACGCCCCUCUCCGUGACACUAUGUGCCCCGAGGAAAGAGCCCUCGCAACAUGACUUUGCCCCGAGAAAAGAGCUCUCGCAACAUGGCUUUGCCCCGAGGAAGGAACCCUCGCAAAUGGUUUUACCCGGAGGAAGGAGCCCUCGCAACAUGGCUUUACCUGGAGGACGGAGCCCUCGCAACAUGGCUUUGCCCCGAGGAAAGACCCCUCGCAACAUGGCUUCGCCCCAAGGAAAGAGCCCUCGCAACAUGGCUUUGCGUCGAGGGAAGAGCCCUCGCAACAUAGCUUUGCCCCGAAGAAAGAGCCCUUGCAACAUAGCAGUACUUCCGUAGAUUGGAAGCGCGGAGCAACGCCUUUUUCUGGUCUUGGAAGGGAGUUUGUCAUUUGACGGAGCCUGCGCUCGGCGCGGCGUUGCACCCCACCACUCAGUGUCCCAGAACCACACAAUGUUCCAUAGCAAUGUCUGGGGGAGGAUAGCCUUAACGCCGACCACGGUAGCCCUAGGUCAGACAAGCGAAGUCGGCAAUGGAAGUUCACAUCGUUCGGUAAUUGCAGACAAGAGAUGUGAAUGUCGAAGAAACAACAGCCACUGAGACAUUCCAUUACACCUGCGCCGUGCUGUGUAAUUUUUUUCGACUUCCGAGAUGCUCGAUCGAACCAGGUUCAAUUAAACCCAGGUCAACGACUGAUCAAAUGCAAGUUAGAUUUGGCAAGCCAAUGACGUCAUUAUCCUCGUGCGGAUCAUUUACACAUUAUAGCUUGCUAGGCCCACCCAUACGUCUGAAGUUUCAAAAGACAGAAAUCAGCCCCAUCCUGACCUUGAUCCUGACAUUGACCCGACGCCUUUUGUCCCUCAGCCCCCCAUCCCCUGACGUGUGGGUCAUAAAGUGGUGAUGUGGGGUCUAAGGCGGGCUUGGGCAAGUGCUCCGUCCGAUGGCAAUCCCCUUUCCGAGAACAGCGUCAGAACUGAGCAUCGCGUCUCGCCGCAUUCGACAGCAUAUUUGCCACUGCCCAGGCGUUUGUUUGUCAGGGUGGUCUGGUGGUGAUGCCAGUGGGCAGGCGGGCCGACUUUGCCAGACUGUGACUAACGUAAUCACCGGCUUUUUGGCUCGUUUUUAAUUCACUGGAUGUCACGUUCUACUCGUCACAGAUGCACCAAAAAGUCUACUGUCAGCAGGGCGUAGCUUUGAUGCCACAUCAGAAAAACGAGAUAAGGUGGGUCAGAUUUCGUCCCAUUAACAUCCUUCAACGCACGUGUCAAAAGACUGCGGUGAACGCCAUGAUACGACCGAGCACUCUGCUGCAAACUAUGCUUUCAGAAAUCAAAAGGAAAGACUGCCUGCCACUGUGAAUGUGCUGUUUACCAUGUUUCCUGGUUGGUCGGAAGUGCUGUGCAGUAUAGGUAUGUUCGGGAUUGUAACCAAAGACAUUGAGAUGAGGCUCUGCGGCAUUGGUGAGCGCAGGUGAAAGCAGUGCUGCCAAAUGCGACUUUUCUGCUUCGGUCGGCUGAGUCUAGCGGCGUCUGGUUAAGAUACUAUCACCAGAUCGGUCUAUGUGCUGCCAGAUUUGCGCCAGAUCGGUUUGGCGCGGGCGGCGAGUUGGUAAGAUCCAGCCGUGUGGGCUGAACAUGCUUCAUUGGGCUACAAUUGCCUGUCUCUCGUGUCCAGACCACGCGAGACUGGCCAAAUGUGCCGUAAAUCUGUGUUCUGUCGCGCAUCAAAGUCGUCCAGAAUCCAAUUUCCUCCAGAUCUCAGCGGCGGAGGCCCAUCAAGAGAAGGCAUCUGCGGCUGCCUGCGUAUUGCGUUCCGGUGAACAGAAGAUUGCGCGCUCGCUACGAUUGCAACUGCGCCGACCUGCGUGCGACGGGCCGGUGCGUUUGAUGUUCACUGUAUCCGUUUCUGGGUGGUGUAAGCAUAUUCAAUGUCCGUGUGGGAGUGCGCGGGUUGCCGCCUCGCCGCUUUCUGGGGACGAUGCUUGAACGAGCCGCUUUGUAUGGUGGUGGAUAACAAAAUGUUAGUGGUUUGACGUCACGAAACUGGAUGCUGAUGGCGUUGGUUGAGCGUGGGGACCCAGAU